Bombus pyrosoma is the source of this 3987-nucleotide messenger RNA. It is a transcript of the gene Cnb, whose product is annotated as probable DNA double-strand break repair Rad50 ATPase. The record is from RefSeq and is a predicted model, not a curated record. The coding region runs from base 309 to 3476 and encodes 1055 amino acids. Gene Ontology annotation, cellular component: centrosome; centriole. Gene Ontology annotation, biological process: centriole replication; centrosome separation; mitotic cytokinetic process. NCBI's taxonomy places the organism in Eukaryota, Metazoa, Arthropoda, Insecta, Hymenoptera, Apidae. The transcript has 9 exons.
UGUUCGAAUAUUUGUUUGGUUAGUUUACGGAUUUUUUAAAAUAUGUGUAUCAUAAUGUAAUUGUUUGGUGGAAAAUAGAAAAUGAGUGACAAUCGUUUGAGAACACUUCCAAAUUGUUUAUACUAUCGAGGUUUAUAACCAUCUUUUAAUAUUAAAUGAAUAAGGUAGUGAAUUCAAUCUUUUGUUUACACUUUUUACUGUUUUGGAGGGAUGUAUAAAAUAUUGUGUAAAUACUGUGUACAUACGAAUUUUUUGGGAACAUACGAUAAUUGGAUUUGAUUUGCUUUGGUGAAAGGAAAUUUAAAUGGAUGAUGAGUGAUUCUGAUGAUACAGAUGUUUUGCUCUUAAUUCCACCUGAUCUGUUCCUUGUGUCGUCAUCUUCAGAAUCGGAUGUUAAUUCUGAUCGAAUGAAAGAUUGUUAUAGUAAUAAAAAAACUGGAGUAAUAUCUGAACUUGUGGAGCAUAUGCAAUCAUUAGAAAGCAGAGUUUGUGCUAUCGAAUCCAAAGAUACUAGCUUAGAUGCUGUUUUGCUAAAUAAUUCAUUGGAAUCACAAAUUCAGAGUAAUUCGGUUGCCAAGUUUAGGCAAACAUUACCCAAAACUAGAUUUUCUGUGAGUGAAAACUGUAGCUUACAAAAUACACCUGUAAAACCUCGUCAAUCCUUGUCUGUUCCAUCAACCCCUAAUGGUCACUCAUUACCAAACCAUAUCUAUAAUUCUCAUCAGAAUGGCAUAAAUUUGGGGAAUCGUCUCUCUGUGUCUAUGGGUACUAAUGCAACUAAUGCUAAUGAACACGAUGAAAAUAAGCAUGACUCUCUAACGUCCCAGUCCUCUGUGGUGGUUUCCCCUACUGCUUGCAAUGUGGGUUUUCCGCAUGUUACGGUUACUUCUCCAGGAGGGAAAUUUCAUUCUCAUCCAGCCAAUUGUAAACAUACAAAUAAUAUAUGUAUUAAAUCUCCUUCCAAUCAAUUGCAUUCAAUGCCAUCUACCUCAACUUUACUUAGCACAACAGAAGAACCACAGUCGCAUUCUAAAACUAACAUACCAGAAAUGGAGAUCUCUGAUGUUGAUGAACUACUUCAAGAGAUGGAAGCUACUGAAUUAGAAUUAUCAAAAAGGAUAAACAGGGUUUCAAUGCAUAAUUAUCUUAAGGAACAAAAUGGUAUAUUAUCUAAUGAGAGUAGCAAUAGUCUUGGAAGCAAAGACUAUAGGACUGCACAUAGACAAUCUGUUAAUCGAAAAUUGGAAUUUAAGCCACAUGAGUCAAGUGACUGUCAUGAUAUUUUGUUAUUGAAAUCUAGCAAAAAGCCUGAUGUUUUUGCUGAUAUAUCCUUGCCAUAUAUUGAUUCAUUUCACAUGAAUGAGACUGAUAAAAUGAUCUCAGAAUUUAAAACAUGGGAACAAAGUAUGCAAAAUCAAGCGUCAAAGACUGAAGAAGUAGAAAGUAUAGAUAAAUCAAUGAAUUCAAGCAGUAUUGAUAAGUCAGUUGUUAAAGCAGCUGAUGUACAAAAGAGGGAACCAAUUACUCAACAAAUCCCUUUAAAUGUAGACAAUGUAAAUAGUAUAACUAAUAUGCAUAAUACUCAAACAUAUAGUACGCAUAAAAAGUUAGAUACUUCAUUGCAUAAUGAAUUAAUACAAAGUAAUACUGCAACAAAAAGUACAGAAUGUAAUGCAUUAUAUUUGCCAGAAUCUUACAAAAGUUUAGAACACAAUGGAAAUGUGCAAUAUAUAAAGCAAACACAUGAUGUACCACUUAUUAAGAAUAUUGCUCAUGCAUCAACAAAUACAGAAUAUUUUCCAAGAAAAUCUCAACGGCUUUUGUCGUUAUCAGAUUUCUGGGAAAAUAAUGGUACUAAAACACAAGAAGAACUACACAGAAUUAAAUUAGAGGAAGAAAAAUUCCGACGAGAGCAUUGUGAACACUUAAUACAAGAACUCCAAAAACGAUUGCUAGAACAACAAGAAAAGGUAGCAGUAGCACUUAGAGUAGAUAAUGAAAAAAAUGAAUUGAUAACACAAUUUCAUAAUGCAUGGUCCAAAUUAAAGCAACAAGUGCAUGUGUUAGAAAUUGAACACAGUGCUUUGCAAACAAAUCUUAAGAAUGUAACAGAAAAACAUCAAUUAGAGAUCUCAGAAUUUCAAUCACAGAUAAAACGUUAUGAAGGUGAAUUAUCGAAAGCUUUAGACCUUGCAGCUGGAUAUAAAGAAAAAAAUGACAUUGCAACAAAGGAAAAGGUAGAGUUACUGAAAAAUCAUGCUGAUGAAUUGGAAAAUUAUAAAUCUUUUGUACAAGAAGCAGAAAAUAGGUAUGAAAAAUUGAAAGUAGAAUAUAAUAAAUUAGUAGAAAAACAUCAACAAUCUGAAGAAACAUUAAGGACUCUUCAAAAAGAGUUAGGCAAAGAACGAUUAAAAGGUGGAGAAGUUAGAAAUGAAAUGGAUGUCAUUCAUAAAGCUCUAGAUACUUGCGAAGCCGAAUUGACUGUACUUAAACAAGAAAAAGAAAAUUUACAAUUAAAAUUAAAAGAAGAAAAUAGCAGAAAUUUAAUUCUAGAACAGAAAAAUACUUCGCUGCUUUCAACUCUUGACGAUGCCAAAAAAGCCGAGAAAUUAGCCAAAGAUGAAACAAGAUAUCUCGUAGAGCAAAAGGAAAAAAUUAGAUCUGAAUUACAAGAAAUUUACCAGAAACAAGUUGAUGAGGUAGUAAAAGCUAAAUUACAAGAAUUUCAAACUCAACUUGAUGCUGCUGAAUCAGAAUUUGUUGAGGAAUUAAAAACUAGACAACAGGUUAUUGCUGAAUGUGCAGCUAGAAAAAUUAAAGACAUUAUAGAUAAGCAUAAAUUAGAAAUAAAUUUACUAGAGGAAAAACAUAAAGAAGAGAAAAGAUUAUGUGAGCUUCAGUUAGCAGAAGCUUUACAGAAAUCAUCCUUUUUAGAAGCGCAACUUAAUUCUCAACGUGCUACUAAAUCUCAACUUGCAGAACAACUUCAUUCAGUGAUGCAAAAGCAAUGGCAACAAGCUUUACGAAUUAUAUCAGGGGAAAAUAUGGAAAAUUUGACUCCUCUCCAAAAAAUUCAUGCUGAAAAAUUAUUUGAAUCAAGAGGUCCAAAAAAGUCUGAAUCAAUGCCAAAUUGCUAUACAAAGAUUUCCCAGGAACCAAUGAAGUUAAUGUCGUACGUAACUGAUGCACAAAAUUUUCGUGAUCAAAGUGAAUGUACCAUGACAUCACUGGAUGAAACUCCAGUAGCUAGUAGGAAAAAAUCUAAGGAUGAUCUCCGAAAAUAUGUGAAGCUGAUUGCUGAGAUGCAGCAAGCAAAGGAAGAAUUUUCAAAAAUUACGGGAGAUAUUUCAAGUUCACCUUUACUAUGCAGAGAAGUACCAAGGAAACAUUAUUUAAAAAAGGAACCAAGUAUUAGAGAUGAGGAUAAUAUUGUAUGGCAACCUGUAUCAGAAGUAGAUUACUCAAGACAACAGUGAAUUUAUUCCAAUUUCACAGAAGAUAUCUACAAAGGCAGAACAACAAAAGCAUUAAUUAUUUUAUUCCGACUACCAUGUAGAGGAAAAGGAUGUCCGAUAAAGAAAUAUAAACGAUAACAAAACAAUCCAUUUUUGGGACAGAAACAUAGAUAUAGGGAUUUUUCAUAUGAACAGUUAUAUAAAAUGUAUUUAAAAGGAUAUUUGUAAUACUGUGUCAUACAUACCGAGAAUCAUGAAGAAAAUGACAAAUCAUUUAUUUCGAACACGUUUUCGUACGACGAGAUGGCAUGUUGAAGUUAUUCACAGAACUGUUACUGAAUUGUUUAUCGACAACGGUUCGUGAAUAGUGAUCACGAAGAAGAACAUGCGGUAUACAACGCAUCUAAAGGCGCAUAUUAAUUAAGUAUACAUCAAUUUAAUCGCAGUACAUUCAUCUCAAUGAAAAUUAAGAGCAUUACGAGUAAUGAUGCGUUUGAUGGAUUUAAUGGAUUCUUUAAUUCCGCUUGAUGUA